This is a messenger RNA of Helicoverpa zea (corn earworm), 3613 nucleotides long. It is a transcript of the gene eag, whose product is annotated as potassium voltage-gated channel protein eag. Gene Ontology annotation, cellular component: membrane. Gene Ontology annotation, molecular function: voltage-gated potassium channel activity. The coding region runs from base 557 to 3613 and encodes 1018 amino acids. The record is from RefSeq and is a predicted model, not a curated record. The transcript is spliced from 13 exons. Lineage: Eukaryota; Metazoa; Arthropoda; Insecta; Lepidoptera; Noctuidae. Gene Ontology annotation, biological process: potassium ion transmembrane transport; regulation of membrane potential.
CUCAAUCCUUCUCCGCGUGAGAGGAGGCCUGUGCCCAGCAGUGGGACGAUAAAAAGGCUGUAACAGUAGAGAGAAAUCAAAGGAAAAGAGUGUCGGCGAAUGUAGGUACAGUUUAGAUAGGAAUCACUAACCAAAUAAGUACAAACAAAUAGAAAGAAGAACACUUAACUAGGUAAGGUACCUAUAGGUUUUCUAGAAUCUAUGGAAUCAGACGUUUCUUUGCGGAAAUCCAUGACAUUAAAUUAUAGUGUUACUUCCGCGAGACAAAUACCGAGGCAUGGAUGCAGAAUGAAAUCCGACUCACAUGUGGCAUGCAUAUGCAUACGAGAGACAUAACCAAAGACUAUAAAACCUGGUUAUUUACUUUAUGACAUAACACGCAACCGAACUUAUACUCGACACGUUUUUCGCUCCUAAUAAAUAUAGAAAAGACGAUGAAUAAAAUGACGAGAAACUCGAAAACUCGUUGUUGAUGUGUAACGGCGCAGGUGGUGAGCGGAGGCUGGAGCCACGAGGCGGCGCGGCAUGUGAGGCGCGCGUGCGCUAGCGGCGCGGCAUGCCGGGCGGCCGCCGGGGGCUCGUGGCCCCGCAGAACACCUUCCUCGAGAACAUCAUCCGCCGCUCGUCGUCUCAGCCAGACAGCAGCUUCCUGCUGGCGAACGCGCAGAUCGUGGACUACCCGAUCGUGUACUGCAACGAGACCUUCUGCAAGAUGAGCGGCUACAACCGGGCCGAGGUCAUGCAGAAAUCAUGCAGGUGCACGUGGAUGUACGGCGAGCUCACGGAGAAGGAGGCGGUGGAGCGCGUGGACCGCGCGCUCGACCAUCACCUCGCCGACCAGUUCGAGAUCCUACUCUACAAGAAGAACCGCACGCCGCUGUGGCUGCUGGUGCACGUGGCGCCGAUCCGCAACGAGCGCGAGCUGGUGGUGCUGUUCCUGCUCACAUUCCGCGACAUCACGGCGCUCAAGCAGCCCAUCGAUGCCGACGACCCCAAAGGAGGGCUGUCGAAGUUCGCGAAGCUGGCGCGGUCGGUGACGCGCUCGCGCUCGGUGCUGGUGUCGGCGCUGCCGGCGCUGAAGGAGCCGGCGCGCGCGAGCCACCUGGCGCAUGUGAUGUCGCUGUCGGGCGACGUGCUGCCGCAGUACCGCCAGGAGGCGCCCAAGACGCCGCCGCACAUCCUGCUGCACUACUGCGCCUUCAAAGCCAUCUGGGACUGGAUCAUCCUGUGCCUCACCUUCUACACGGCCAUCAUGGUGCCCUACAACGUGGCCUUCAAGAACAAGACCAGCGAGGACGUGUCGCUGCUGGUCAUAGACUCCAUUGUUGACGUGGUGUUCUUCAUCGACAUCGUGCUCAACUUCCACACGACAUUCGUGGGCCCGGGCGGCGAGGUGGUGAGCGACCCUAAGGUGAUCCGCAAGAACUACUUCAAGUCGUGGUUCCUCAUCGACCUGCUGUCGUGCCUGCCCUACGACGUGUUCAACGCCUUCGACCACGACGAGGACGGCAUCGGCAGCCUGUUCAGCGCGCUGAAGGUGGUGCGGCUGCUGCGCCUGGGCCGCGUGGUGCGCAAGCUGGACCGCUACCUGGAGUACGGCGCCGCCAUGCUCAUCCUGCUGCUGUGCUUCUACAUGCUGGUGGCGCACUGGCUGGCCUGCGUGUGGUACAGCAUCGGCCGCUCCGAUGCCGACUCGGGCCUGCAGUACUCGUGGCUGUGGAAGCUGGCCAACGUCACUCAGAGCCCCUACUCGUACGUGUGGUCCAACGAGUCCGACGGGCCCGAGCUCGUGAACGGGCCGUCGCGCAAGACCAUGUACGUCACCGCGCUCUACUUCACCAUGACCUGCAUGACCUCCGUGGGCUUCGGCAACGUCGCCGCCGAGACCGAUAACGAGAAGAUCUUCACCAUCUGCAUGAUGAUCGUGGCAGCCCUGCUGUACGCCACCAUAUUCGGCCACGUGACCACCAUCAUCCAGCAAAUGACGUCCGCCACGGCCAAGUACCACGACAUGCUGAACAACGUGCGCGAGUUCAUGAAGCUGCACGAGGUGCCCAAGGCGCUGAGCGAGCGCGUCAUGGACUACGUCGUGUCCACCUGGGCCAUGACCAAGGGCCUGGACACCGACAAGGUGCUCAACUACUGCCCCAAGGACAUGAAGGCGGACAUCUGCGUGCACCUCAACCGCAAGGUGUUCAACGAGCACCCCGCCUUCCGCCUCGCGUCCGACGGCUGCCUGCGCGCGCUGGCCAUGCACUUCCAGAUGUCGCACUCGGCGCCGGGCGACCUGCUGUACCACACGGGCGAAUCCAUCGACUCGCUGUGCUUCAUCGUCACCGGCAGCCUCGAGGUCAUCCAGGAUGACGAGGUCGUCGCCAUUCUCGGCAAGGGAGACGUGUUCGGGGAUUCGUUCUGGAAAGACAGCGCAGUGGGCCAAUCGGCGGCCAACGUGCGUGCGCUCACCUACUGCGACCUGCACACCAUCAAGCGCGACCGCCUGCUCGAGGUGCUGGACUUCUACCAGGCGUUCGCCAACAGCUUCGCGCGGAACCUGACGCUCACGUACAACCUGCGCCACCGGCUCAUCUUCCGCAAAGUGGCGGACGUGCGGCGCGAGCGCGAGCUCAUGGAGCGGCGGAAGCGCGAGCCGCAGCUCGAGCAGGCGCAGGACCACCUCGUGCGCAAGAUCUUCUCGCGCUUCCGCCGCGAGCGCUCCGUGGCCGCCGCGCCCGCGCCCGCGCCCUCCCGCGCCACGCCCGCGCCGCCCGACCCCGAGCGUGGCGAGCCCACCCCCGCACCCACCCCCGCGCCCGCCGCCGCGCGCGGCAAGUGGGGGCGCCUGCUGGCCACCGGCUCGCUGGACGCGCCCGAGCCCGCGCGCGGCGCCUUCACGCGCUCGCUCAGCGCGCGUGACCGCCCCGCCGCCGCCGCCGCCGCCUCGCCCGCCGACCCCGCGCCCUCCGUCGCCUCCGCGCCCGCUUCGGCGACCGCACUCACUCUCAAGGCCACGUUCGCGAAAGGUCGGUCGGCGAGCGCGCUGAGCGUUAGUGGCGCCAGUGCGCGGCAGGACACCAUCGAGGAAGAGCUGGACGAGCGGCGGCCGAGCGGCCCGAGCAGCGCGGGCCCGACCGGCGCAGGCCCGGCCGGCGCGGGCCCAGCCGGCGCGGGCCAGGCCGCCGCCGCCGCGCCCAGCAGCUCGCAUGCGUCGCACGAUGCCGCACUUGCAGAGCUGCGUCGGGACGUACGAAACGAAGUACAGAGGCUCCAACAAAAGCUCGGACGAGUGGAAGAGCUUUUGACGAUGCUAGCGUCGCGGCUGGGCGCGUCACCCGGCGAGGCGGGCGCGACCAGUGCUGCGGGCCCGGCGGGCGGGGCCCCGGCGAGUGGGCCCCCGGCCGGCGGGGGCCCGGCCCCCACGCCCGCCGACCCCGACGUACUGCGCGCCAGCGACGCCAGCACCACCACAAGGAAGCGCCGCUCGAAGGGUCGCAGCAAGGGCGCGGCGCCCACGCCGCCGGCCACGACGCCGGGCGAGGCGCCGGGCAGCCCGGGCGGGGGCCCGGGCGGGGCCCCGGGGCCCGGCGCAGCACAGCGGCGCCGCGACUUCGUGUAG